AAGCCAAGUAACUAUCUCCUUUCAAAACGAUUGAAAAAACAAAAAGAAAGAAAAUCAUUAAAAUCCGAAAACAAACCCACCAGAUUUUGACCGUAUAAUGAAUACGAACAUCUCUUCAAUGGCGUGAAUCUUAAUGCGAAUAAAAAAAAUAUUACUACUACAUGUAUUCUCUUUUUCCCAUUCGCAAUUUUUCCUUGUAAACAUUUUGUUUAUUACAGAAGAAAUAGCAAUGCCAAUGUGGGUUUCGAGUAUAAGAAUUGCGUCGAUUAUUAUUGGUUUUUCCAAUUUAGGUGUUGUCAUUCUUGGUGGGUUUUGGAUGUUUCUGGUGAUUCCUAAUUGUAAUCGUAACAAAAUAAAGAUUCCUAUUGUGAGUGUCUCCUUGUUUGCUGCACUCAGAAUCUUUGUGAUGGUCAAGUCAGGAGUUGCUCAAGCACAUAUUGCCGCCACAAUUCAAGAUUCUCUCUCCGAAACGGCUGCCAUGGACUCUGUUAUUCGCCUCAACAGAAAGAGGAGGUAUAAAACAUGGCUUGGGUGGAGCAGAUUUGCACUGGUAAUUACUUCGCUGCAAAUUAUGGGUGCGAUUUACCUUGUGUAUAGUGUGGCUAAAUUUAUUUCUCAAGAUGGAACAUCACAUCAUUGUUUCUUAGGGUUGGCUUCAAAUGGUAAUGAAUGGAAGCGUACAGUUUUGAUUUUAUAUGUUAUAAUUUGUUGUUCGGUUCCGCUGGCACAAUGUUUCUUGGGAUCUGACGUCCUCAGAUGGAGGUCUUUUUAUGCAACCCAAGAUGAUGUAUGGAAAGCUCACUAUCAUGAGGUGUUUGACUAUGGUAUUCGUGAGGCUUUAUGUUGUUUGGGACGUAUGGAAUAUUUGGGAGUUUACGAGGAAGAUGAAGUAUACUCAGUAGCACGACUGCUGGGUGAUCUUGUUGCUUAUCGUGCAUUAGGGACUGGACAUUUGGAACUUCUAGCAGGUUUAGCUUUGUUGCAGAAGCAUAGUGGGUCCUCAAAAUCUUAUGAAGGUGCAGUGGAGGCACCUAAGGAAUUGAUUCAGGAGGCCUUUACUUUUCAUGAAUUUGCUGAAGCUGCAUAUACAGGGCCAUUGCUUGAUUUUGGGAGACACAAUGUCUUUUUCCCUUGUGCAUGGGUCUACAGGCAAGGGAUAUUGAGUCCUUGGACUCGAAACAGGAGGCCCAUGCUUAAAGGAGAUAACUGGUGGAGAGGCCAUGCCGCUGCCUUCUUAAAAUAUGUUAAUUUGCCACCAGAAGUUCUCCGACAAGGUCGUGUUUGUCAGGGAAAGUGUAAAGCUGCAUACUUCACUGUGGUUCUACAUCAUAUACGAUCUGUAGUAAUUGCAGUACGGGGAACUGAGACUGCUGAAGACCUUAUAACCGAUGGUUUAGGCAGGGAGUGCCCCCUUAACACAAAAGACUUGGAUGGGUUGAUAAAGUCCAACCUUAUUCCACUGCAUGUGAAGCAAAGUGUGGAAUUAUCUUUCCCACACUAUGGACAUUCAGGUGUAGUUGAAGCUGCACGGGAUCUUUAUAUGCAGAUUGAAGGAAAUCCAGGAGAUAAAGACGCAGAAUUAGAUGGCUUGCUUUCUUCUUUAUUGGGAGCUGGAUGUGAGUGUGAUGGAUAUAGCAUAAACAUAGUUGGGCAUUCCUUAGGAGGGGCAAUUGCUGCAUUGCUAGGAAUCAGACUGUAUCGUCAGUAUCCAAAAUUACAUGUGUAUGCAUUUGGGCCCCUUCCAUGUGUGGAUUCAAUCAUUGCAGAAGCAUGUUCAGACUUUGUCACAAGCAUUGUACACGACAAUGAAUUUUCUGCACGCCUUUCAGUUGGAUCAAUUCUUCGGCUUCGUGCAGCUUCAAUCAUGGCACUCUCAGAAGAUUCUAGUGCUGAUAGGACCUUGAUAUUUAGACUUGCUCGCCGGUUUCUUUCUAUUGGCAAUUGUGAAACCAGAAGAACUGAUGGAAAGGAUUCAUCUGAAUUCCAAUCUCCAGUAACCGCAGGAGAUGACCUUAACUAUGAAGUUUAUAGAGGAACCAAUAAACUGGACAACAGCAUUCCUCUCUGGAAGGAGUUGGGCACUAGUAGUGCUAGUGAUACUGACAAUGGCAUUUUUGAAAAUCUUUACAAUGAGCCAUCUGUUGUAAAUCCAUUGGAUAAUCCCGUGUCUCAAUUUUUUGAAACUGUCCCUCAAAGAUGGUCAUCCGGGGAUCCUCCUGAAAUGUUUUUGCCAGGCCUUGUGGUUCACAUGGUACCAAAAGGAAGAAACACUAGUCUUCCGUUAUGGAAAAGCUGGAGAAGCCAAGAGAGUGGACUAAAUUAUAAUGCUUGUUUAGCAAAGAGAGAAGACUUCAAAGAUAUCGUCGUGUCACCUAACAUGUUUCUUGAUCAUCUUCCGUGGAGAUGUCACAAUACCAUGCAAAAGAUUUUGGAAGCUCGAAAUAAAAAUGCCAUGGAUGAAACUCAAAUUGUGUGAUUUAGAUUCAGUGCAGUAGAUCCUAAGCUUGCUCUCCAGUUCUAUGAGUCAUACGCAGGAUUCAUUUGCAGUACACCAAUCUGGAAUAGAUAUAAAUGCCUGCAAUGCAUUUUGCUGCUUCAAAGUAAAGAAAAAUGGUUUAUGAAACUGUAUCCUGACCCGCAAGAGCUUUACUACAAAGAAAAGGUGCAUUAUGUUCUAUUCUCCCCGUUAUUGAAGCACUGUGUUGGGGGAAAAUGGUAUUUAUAAUGAUUUCCCACUGCUCUCUUCAUACUGUAAUUUCAUUUCACAUUGUUUAUUUAUGCAAUAAAAUUUUAUCGGAUUUCCUCGAAAAGAAACUGUAUGUAACUUGUAAUAUUGUCAUACUUCCAGUAACCUACGCUCUUCAAACUAGAAAGAUUGCAAUCUUGCAAAGUUCUCUCCUAUCUUUUGGUCCUGGGAAAUCGGAAGUGGCCUUUCGAAUUCUGAAUAAUGUACGAUGGCUGCUUGAUUGACAA
Messenger RNA from Mercurialis annua (annual mercury), 2973 nucleotides. RefSeq lists its product as uncharacterized. Bases 134 to 2476 code for a protein of 780 amino acids. NCBI's taxonomy places the organism in Eukaryota, Viridiplantae, Streptophyta, Magnoliopsida, Malpighiales, Euphorbiaceae. The transcript is spliced from 14 exons. The record is from RefSeq and is a predicted model, not a curated record. Gene Ontology annotation, biological process: lipid metabolic process.